Messenger RNA from Stylophora pistillata, 591 nucleotides. RefSeq lists its product as uncharacterized. Lineage: Eukaryota; Metazoa; Cnidaria; Anthozoa; Scleractinia; Pocilloporidae. The record is from RefSeq and is a predicted model, not a curated record.
AGUCGCGUACGGGCAAACAUAAGUGACGUCAGUGGUGAUUACGUCAUUGAUCCAGAUGGUUCUCAAGGCAAGGACCCAUUCGGUGUGUAUUGCAAUAUGACAGACAAAGGAGGCGUUGGAGUGACAGUUGUCAGUCAUGAUUCUGAAAACAGAACCCAUGUAAAUGGUUGCAAACAAUCCGGAUGUUAUUCGCGAAAUAUCUCGUACUUAGGUGCCAGUCUUUCGCAGCUUUCUGAUCUAACAGAAGCAUCUUCUUAUUGUGAACAGUUCAUCAGCUAUGAAUGUCACGGUGCUAAGCUCUUUAAAAGGGACAAGAGUUGGUGGGUUUCACGUGAUGGCGUGAGGAUGAAAUAUUGGGGUGGAGCCACCAACAAGGACGGCUACUGCGCAUGCGGGGUAGCAGGAAACUGUGCAAGGUCAGACAGCGGCUGCAACUGCGAUGCGGAUGAUGCUGUUUGGAGAGAGGACAGCGGAUUUCUAACUCACAAAACUCACCUUCCAGUGUCGCAGUUAAGGUUCGGAGACACAGACGCCAGAAAAGAAGAAGGAUAUCAUAUACUGGGCAAACUGAUAUGUUAUGGAAUAACAUGA